AUGGUCAGCGGUGCUCACCACCACCGCCACCGCCACAUGAAUGAUCCAGCUCUAGCUAGAUUUCCCGGACCUCACCACCAGCACCAUGGCAUCCCACCCCACAAGCUGGUAGCGCGCAACACCAGCGCGGAAUACAAGUCCAUUGCUUACUUCGUCAACUGGGCAAUUUACGGCAGGAACCACAAUCCCCAGGACAUCCCCAUCGAUAAACUGACCCACAUCCUCUACGCGUUCGCCAACGUCCGCACCAACGGCGAAGUCUACCUUUCCGAUCCAUGGUCCGACAUCGAUAAGCACUUUCCUGGUGAUUCAUGGAGCGAUACCGGAAAUAACGUUUACGGAUGUGUUAAACAACUUAAUCUCUUGAAGCAGAAGAAUGGCAAUCUCAAGGUGCUUCUAUCGAUCGGGGGCUGGACAUACUCGAGCAAUUUUGUGACCCCAGCGAGUACGGAUCAAGGCAGGAAGACUUUCGCUUCUUCGGCUGUCAAGUUGCUGGCCGACUUGGGCUUUGAUGGAUUAGACAUUGAUUGGGAGUACCCUGCCAACGAAUCCCAAGCCACAGACAUGGUUUUACUCCUACGCGAGAUCCGAGAGGAACUAGACAAAUACGGCCGCGAACACGGCAACGGAACCCAUUUUCUCCUAAGCAUAGCCACCUCAGCAGGUCCCUCAAAAUACAAUACCCUCCACAUAUCCAGUAUGAACCUCUACCUCGACUUCUGGAACCUAAUGGCCUACGACUACGCCGGCAGCUGGGAUACAACCGCAGGACACCAGGCCAAUCUCUACCCAUCACGGGACGACCCUGUCUCAACCCCCUUCAACACGGAUCAAGCCAUCUCCGCGUACCUGACCGCCGGCGUUCCCGCCCAUAAAAUCAUUCUCGGUAUGCCGCUCUAUGGGCGCGCCUUCACAAACACCGACGGACCGGGCAAGCCGUAUAAUGGUGUCGGUCAGGGAAGCUGGGAGAAUGGGGUCUGGGACAACAAAGCGCUUCCUCCUGCAGGGGCUAGUGUUUCUGAGUUGAGAAGUAUUGGUGCGAGCUACUCGUAUGACGCUGGCAAAAAGACGAUGAUUAGUUAUGAUACGCCUGUCAUUGCUAGGCAGAAGGCGGAUUAUAUCAGAAGUAAGGGCCUUGGGGGUGCGAUGUGGUGGGAGACUUCUGGGGAUAAGGCUGGGGCGGAGAGUUUGAUUUCUACGGUCGUGGAUUCACUAGGUGGUAUCGGCGCUCUGGAUAAGUCGGUCAAUCACCUGGAGUACCCCGAGUCGCAGUAUGACAAUGUGAAGAAGGGGUUCCAUUGA
Molecule: messenger RNA, 1302 nt
Organism: Aspergillus welwitschiae
Lineage: Eukaryota; Fungi; Ascomycota; Eurotiomycetes; Eurotiales; Aspergillaceae
Product: glycoside hydrolase family 18 protein
Exons: 5
Coding region: 1-1302 (433 amino acids)
Biological process (GO): chitin catabolic process; carbohydrate metabolic process
Cellular component (GO): extracellular region
Molecular function (GO): chitin binding; chitinase activity
Source: RefSeq, a predicted model, not a curated record